UGUUGAAUCACAUGACUUUACCUCUCAAAACAAAUCCUUCCUGAGGAGAGAGUCCAGAUGAGACGGAUCACAAGCAACUUUGACACAAUGUCCACACUGCAAACAGGUCCUGUCUCUCCCACAGAAAUGGCGUCCCGGCUUCCUGUCAAACUGACUGGGCUUGUUGCAGCCACAUUCACCCCUCUCACGUCAGGAGGUGAACUGGACUUAUCAGUGAUCGGACCUUACGUCGUCUACCUGACAGAGCGGCAAGGUGUUCGGAACAUUUUUGUGAAUGGCACCACUGGGGAGGGCAUGUCGCUCAGCGUGGAGGAGAGGAAGAGAACGGCAGCAGAGUGGUGUCUGAGAGCCAGGGGAAAAAUGGAUAACGUGAUUGUGCACGUAGGUUGUUUGAGUCUAAAAGAUUCAAAGGAUUUGGCUCACCAUGCUGAGACCGCAGGAGCUGAUGGAAUAGGAGUGAUAUCUCCGUCCUUCUUCAAACCCAAAACCGCAGACGCUCUGAGGUCUUACCUGAAGGAGGUUGCCUCGGCUGCCCCCACUCUGCCUUUAUACUACUACCACCUCCCGGCCCUCACUGGCUCCAACCUGCUCGCGUCGGACGUCUGUAAAGGCCUGGAGGCGCUCAUUCCGACCUUCAGUGGCGUAAAGUUCAGUGGAACCGAUCUGAUGGACUUUGGACAGUGUGUCAGACACAGUCAGGCCGAUCAGGCGCUCCUCUAUGGCGUCGACGAGCAACUGCUGGCCGCUCUCGCCUUUGGAGCCAACGGAGCAGUGGGCAGCUUGUAUAACUAUCUGGGUUCCCACUUCAACAAACUAAUGAUGGCGUUUGCUCAAGGGGACAUCGUCGGGGCCAGAGCUCUGCAGUUCAGUGUGCAAGACCUUCUCGCCUUUGCCUCUAAAUACGGCUUUGAUGUCGCCGUGAACAAGCGGUUGAUGAGUGACUUAUCUGGACUGAUCCUCGGACCUCCGAGACUGCCUUUAGUUCCGUGUCGUCCCGAGGUGGCUGCUGCUGUCGCACAAAAGUACCGCCAGAUCUUUCCGGAACCUUGAGAGCUUUUAGAGUGACCAAAAAAUGACCCUGCUGACGCUCUCCUGAUUGCUUUGUUACCUGAGAAGUUACUAUUAUGUCCGGUUAUUAGUUUAAACUAGAGCCUGACCGCUAUAUCGGUUGGCUGAUUUUAUCGGCCGAUAUUGGCCCGUCACAGAUACAGUAUAUCGGUAUUGGGGUAUGUGUUUGCCGAUUUGAAAUGAUAUGGUGUCAUAUACUGUAGUGGAUGAACCUCUAAACUGCACAUCCGCACACUGAUAUCUAUAUUUUAAAUAUCGGACGAUAUAUCUAUCGGUUAUCUUUUUACUCCCUAAUAUCAGUAUCGGCCCUUAAAAUCCAUUAUCGUCGGCUCUAGUUUAAACCCACUUAACUUUAACUACUUCAAAUCAUCCAAUAUGGCAGGACUUGUAAUGCUUUUGGAUCUUUUUUUACACAAUUGUUUUUGUCAUAAUGUUACCUUUACGGUGCUUGAUAUAUGAGACAAAUCUGUUUUAUUACGAGUUGAUGAUUUUCUUGCUAACAAUGAAAAGGGGAAUUACAUUUUAAACAAUUCAGUCAACCCUCUCAUAAAUAAUUGAAUAAAGUUUGAUUUGGUACAUCUUUUUUUUUGCUCUGUUUCAAACA
Molecule: messenger RNA, 1672 nt
Organism: Gadus chalcogrammus (walleye pollock)
Lineage: Eukaryota; Metazoa; Chordata; Actinopteri; Gadiformes; Gadidae
Gene: npl
Product: N-acetylneuraminate pyruvate lyase (dihydrodipicolinate synthase)
Exons: 12
Coding region: 58-1050 (330 amino acids)
Biological process (GO): N-acetylneuraminate catabolic process
Molecular function (GO): 4-hydroxy-tetrahydrodipicolinate synthase activity; N-acetylneuraminate lyase activity
Source: RefSeq, a predicted model, not a curated record